CACUCUAUUCUUUAUUUUGUCUAUAUUUUGUCGUUCAACAUCGGAUUUCCUACACCCAAUACUAGUUGAUCCACUCCACAAUCGGCAGCUAGGUCUACCACUUAAAUUUUUUGAUUUAGGGCUAUAUUUUAAGGUUAUUUCAUGAAUCUUCUCCAGCGAAUAUUAAAUAUAACAUUGUUUUAAUAAACAGAAUUAAGCCUCCAAGUCAGAUAGCUCUCUCUCUCUUACAAGAGACUAACUAAGUUUGGAAGAUAAUAACAGAAUUGAGACUUCAAGUCAGAUAUAUCUCUAUCUCUAUCUUAAAAGAUUAAUUAAGUUUGGAAACUUCUUCUAUAAUCAAGAUGCUCAUCCUUUUUCUAGAGCUAAUAAUUCUUUCUUUCUUCAAGUCCCCUUUAUCUAAGUUAGUGGUAAUUACUCCCAAAUGGGCAGCAUAAAUUGGCAUGGCUUGCCCUUUAUGCUUUCUUAAUAAUACCUUUGGUGAGGUGGGGAUUUCCAAUUGACAACAUGAUCUUGGACUCUAUUUGAUCUAGCCCAAUCAGCAGUAUCAAUUACCUGAAGGGACUUUGAAGUCAUCUGAUCUGGAGCCACGAUUAGCAGGACAUUAUGGGAUCCCAGCAAAAUCAACCAACUUGGCUUUUGAUUCAAUCCAGGGCAUUCUUGCUAUAGCCUCAGGGGAUGGCAUAAUCAAGUUAUUUGGUGGUGAUGAGGCUCAAGUAUUAUUACAAUCUGCCAGCCCAAACACUUGCAAGUUCUUGCAGUUUCUUGAGAACCAAGGUGUCCUACUAAACGUAACAUCAGAGAAUGCAAUUGAGGUGUGGGAUGUGCAAAAGAAAGAGUUGGCUCAUGUAUAUCGCUGCAAGGGGAUUACUGCAUUUACAGUCCUACAGGGAAGUUCUUUCAUGUAUAUUGGAGAUGAGAAAGGGAAUGUUUCUGUUUUGCAGUUUGAACAAGAAUCAAACAAGAUUUUGUGUAUGCAGUAUUCCAUUCCCUCAUAUGUUACUCAUGGGGUUGUUGCUGAAGUGAUUCAGGAUCGUUCCGUUGUUUGUAUUUUGCCUCAACCAUCUUAUGAAUUUACUAGGGUUCUCAUCAUCUUUAGAAAUUGUUUACUUAUUUUGUGGGAUAUUCUAGAGAGCAAGGUUCUUGCAAUAGGAGGCAAUGAAGAGAUUCAAAAAACGGAAGUUCUUACAAAAAAUUAUCACAGAGGACUUCAAUCAUUAGAUCCACUUGAAAGUAAAGAUCUUGAAAAAGAGAAAAACAUAUCAUCUGCAUGUUGGGCAUCCUCUGAUGGGACUAGGAUAGCUAUUGGCUAUACUAAUGGAGACAUCGGGUUGUGGAGUAUGCCAACAAUAAGAAAACCGAAAUCCAACUCUACUACUAAAGGUUUGGAAUCAUGUGAUUCUCAAACUUCAUCAAUCUCUAAAUUACAGCUUUUCAGUAGCAAGAGAAAAAUGGCCAUAGUUUCAAUCAAAUGGUAUUCAAGCAAUGAUAGCUGUGGUCAUCUCUAUGUCUAUGGAGGUGUUGAUUCCAACUCUUCAAAUGUAAUUCGGGUUAUUCGUCUCCAGAUUGGUCUAGGAGAGAAUAAAAAUAAUCAAUGUGAAUUGGAGCUUGUAUUGCCUGAACCUGUAACAGAGAUUGCAAUACUCUCAAGAAUGCAUUCAAAAGGAAUUGAUUCUGGGGCAUCUCUUUUGGUUUUAUCACAAGAAAGUCAUCUAUAUGCCUAUGAUGAUUCUGAAAUUGAAAAGCGGCUUAUUGAUGCGGAUCACAAUUCAUUGCUGUCUCUUCCUAAGCCCAUUAUGAUCAAGCCACCUUUUGCAGACUCCAGUAUAACAGUUGCAAAACUUUUUACAAUUCCAAAUAAUAAUGAGUCUUCUCAUGCUUUAUCACAGCUUCAUAGAGUGUCAAAACAGCUUUUUCCACCUACAUUACCAGUAGGCACAAAAAAAUCUACAGUGGAUAAUAAUCCUUAUUCUACAUAUUUUGACGGACUAAUGAAGAUCAGGAGUCUGUAUAUAACUGGGCAUAGUAAUGGAAUGGUCAAUGUGUGGGAUGCAUCAUCUCCUCUCAUGUUUUUACUGCUUUCCAUAAAAACUCGGAGUGAUGUCAAAGCUACUGUAAAAAGUUGUGCAGUUACAGCUAUGGAUUUUUGCCCUGUCUCCUGUUUGCUUGUUACCGGUGAUCAACUUGGAAUGGUUCAAAUCUACAAGAUUGUCCCUGAGCAUCAGAAAGUUAACAACCACUUGAACAAGGGUUCAAGUCAUCAAGGAGCUUCCUGGGACUUUGCUACUGGGUUUCAAAAACUCGGGGUACUCAAAGUUCACAAGUCGAAAAUUUGCUGCAUCUCUAUUGACAGGUCUUCUACACGUGUUGCUGCUGGCUGCCAAGAAGGCUUGGUUUCAGUCAUUGAUACAAAAUCGUGCACUGUAUUAUCGCAUAAAUCUUACUUCUCUGGAUCCUCUCCAAGUAUAUGUGCUCUGCAGUUUGAAAACUGCAUACUUCACAGUUCAACAACAUUAAUUUUAUUUGUAGCAGCAAGAGAUGCAUCAGUGAUAGCUCUCAAUGGAGAAACAGGAGAUUGUCUUACUUCAUCUAUUCUGCGACCUAAGAACCCAUCUACUGCAAUAUUCAUGCAUGUUUUAGAACCGGAUAUCAAUCAUGCAAAUGGAAAUAGGGAUGACAAAUUGGACUCGGCUAAACAAUCAAUUCAUUGUGAACAAACUAAUGUCUCACGUACUGAUACACCUCAGACUUUAUUAUUAGUCUGCUCAGAUAACUGUAUGUGGUUAUAUUCUGGAUCAGCCAUUGUACAGGGUAUGAAGAAGGUAUAUCUGAAAGAAAAAUUUCAAACUACCUGCAUAUGGGCAUCAGCCUUUCACAGUUCUAGAGGUGUUGGUCUUAUUCUAUUAUAUACAACUGGGAAAGUUGAGAUAAGAUCAUUGCCUGACCUAUCUAUUCUUAAAGAAACCAGCCUAAGAAUAUGUUUGUCAUGUGAUUUGAAACCAAGCACAUACCUUCUCAGCACACUCUCUUGUGCGUCAAAUGGUCGACUUAUCAUGAUUGAUGAAGUCAAAGAGUUGUUUCACAUUUCACUUCUCAAUGAUGAUAAUGACUUCAGGUUGUUUGAUUCCAUGCUCCAUGUAUAUAAUAAAGACAUUCAAAUUUCUUUAUAUCUUCCAGCAGCUCAUCCUCCACACAUGCCAAAGAAAAAGACCAUUUUUGGAACUCUAAUCAAGGUUAAGCGUGGUAAGACAAAAAAUUCUUCGAAGAAUGAAGAUCAAGAAUGUGAAAUGCCUCUUGGAGUCCUAGAAUUAUCUAGUAUAUUUUCAACCUGCAAUUUCCCCACAUCAGAAGCUGGCUUGGGUGAAAAGCCUACCUCAGAUUCCAAUGACGAAGAGUUAGAUAUUGAUGAUCUAGAUAUAGAAGACCAUGAUGAUAGCUUCAAACAUGAACCUAAUGGCGCUCCUAAGACCUCAAGCAUGGUCAAAAAAAUUCGCGGAAAAUUAAAAGGUAAGAAAAAGUCUAAAGGUGGCCAGGCAACCAGCACACCAAUUGAAGAAAAUGAAAAAGAUGUCAAUAGGGUUCGAACAGUCACAGAGAUUUAUUCUGCUUAUGGUCAUCCCCAAUUAAGGGAACCAUCUAUCCAUGAAAAGACAAAGGAGAAGCUUCUAGAAAACCAGAUGAAGUUGAAGGGUAUUAAUCAACAUGCAACUGAGUUGGGAGAAGGCGCCCAAAAUUUUCAAUCUUUGGCAGAGGAUAUAUUGAAGCAAGUGAAAGCAAAGAAAUGAUGACAAUAUUUGAAAAUAAAAUCUCAUAAAAUUGCAAAUAUUUAGUAUUGUACUCAAGAAUUAAAUAGAUGAGAUCCUAGUGUAAUUACAAACAUUUACCUUGGAACUGUAAGAGUUGAUACAACAAAACAGAUUAGAUCCUAAUGUAAUUACAAAUAUUUAUCGUGUAAUUAUGAGAAAUGAGACUUCGAUUUGUUGAACCUUCUAUCUUAUACACAAAGGCCAGUCCAAGGAAACUUCCAUUUUGAUAUCCA
Cryptomeria japonica (Japanese cedar) is the source of this 4036-nucleotide messenger RNA. RefSeq lists its product as uncharacterized. The transcript has 24 exons. The record is from RefSeq and is a predicted model, not a curated record. NCBI's taxonomy places the organism in Eukaryota, Viridiplantae, Streptophyta, Pinopsida, Cupressales, Cupressaceae. Gene Ontology annotation, cellular component: plasma membrane; cytoplasm. Gene Ontology annotation, biological process: regulation of exocytosis. Gene Ontology annotation, molecular function: myosin II binding; GTPase activator activity; syntaxin binding. Bases 900 to 3782 code for a protein of 960 amino acids.